This is a messenger RNA of Dromiciops gliroides (monito del monte), 1952 nucleotides long. It is a transcript of the gene TRMT10A, whose product is annotated as tRNA methyltransferase 10A. Lineage: Eukaryota; Metazoa; Chordata; Mammalia; Microbiotheria; Microbiotheriidae. Gene Ontology annotation, molecular function: tRNA binding. Gene Ontology annotation, cellular component: nucleoplasm; nucleus; cytosol. Gene Ontology annotation, biological process: tRNA N1-guanine methylation. The record is from RefSeq and is a predicted model, not a curated record.
AUGCGCACAAAGAGCUUCCGGGGAGGCAGGCGGAGGAUGGACGAAAACUGGCGCACGGUGACGACGUCACACACACGCGCCCAGAGCGCCCGUCGCAGCCGUUCUGCGUCAAAUUGCCGCCCGUGGCCUCCGAGGCUUCUGCCUCUGGGAGUUGAAGUCCCUUCGGAAAGUGAACUGGAGGGGAAGCGAAACUCAGCGUUAAGCGAUCUGUGGGUCAGAAGCGGCUGCCGCUUCGCUCAGGCCCGGGGCUUCCGGGAGGCGGGCGAGGCUCCGCGGGGGGAGGGGCCGACAGUGGAGACACGUGGCUUUGGAGAACUCGUGGUUACUCUCACCCCGCCUUCGGAACGGCGUGCAUUUAAUCUCGCCCCGCCCCCGGAACAAACGGUGCUCCGCGACCCCACCCCUGAUUUAGGGCGGGAUUUCUGCUACUUUUUGCCCCACCCCCCUUACGGUACAAGAACCUCGAGGCCUCUACGUCCUGAAAUACUGAGUCCCAGGACAGAAAGUGACGUGAGGACCCGUGGGAUCAUCGGCCUAGAGCCGGAGAGGGUCUCAGGCCAUCUAGGACGCCCCCCCCCCCCCACCAUUCUACAGCGGAGGAAACUGAGUCUUAAGGAGGUGAAGCGGCUUGAGGGCCGUAGAAUCUCAGAUUGUGUGAAAAGAAAGCUGGACUCCAGUGAUCAAGCAAGGAAUCUGAAGCCAGGUUUAGACAAAGGAGAAGCGCCGGACCACCUGUCCAAGCGACAGAUGAAGAAGCUAAUGAGGCAAAAGCAGUGGGAAGACCAAAGAGAACUCCGCAAGCAAAAACGUAAGGAAAGACGUCAGAGAAGAAAAUUGGAACGCCAAUCUAACCUGGAGUCAAACUCAGAUGGACAUGACAGGAAACGGUUUCGAAGCGAGGCUGUUCCCAGUCCACUCCGCCUCAUAGUUGACUGCAGUUUUGACAACUUAAUGGUCUCAAAGGAUAUUAAGAAACUUCACAAACAGAUUCAGAGGUGUUAUGCAGAAAACCGUCGAGCAUCACAUCCUGUGCAGUAUUAUUUGACCAGCCAUGGAGGUCAGCUGAAAAAGAUCAUGGAUGAAAAUGACAAAGGAUGGGUCAACUGGAAGGAUAUUCACAUCAAAGCAGAGCACUAUAGUGAACUUAUGAAGAAGGAGGACCUGGUGUAUCUUACAUCAGAUUCCCCUAACAUACUGAAGGAACUAGAUGAAUCCAAGGCCUACGUGAUUGGAGGACUGGUGGAUCACAAUCAUCAUAAGGGUAUCACGUAUAAACAAGCAUCAGAGCAUGGAAUUCAUCAUGCACAGCUUCCCCUUGGAGAUUUUGUGAAAAUGAAUAGUCGAAAAGUUUUAGCCGUUAAUCAUGUUUUUGAGAUUGUAUUGGAGUACCUCGAGACGAGAGAUUGGCAGGAAGCAUUUUUCAGCAUCCUUCCUCAGCGGAAAGGUGCUGUCCCUGCAGACAAGGUCUGCAAGAGCUCUUCACAUGAGUGCCCCGGUGCCAGGGAUGAGGAGGAAAGUGACUCUAGUGAGGAGGAAAGCGAAAAUGUGCCGGCCCCAACGCUAGAAGGAGAGAGGCAGGACAAUGGAGCCAAUAGCACGUAACCCUCAGCAGUAGCAGCUGCCUCCAGCUUCUCCCGUAUGUUAAGGAAAAGGAGAAGACUCUGCUGGCCUCAGGAAAGAAAGCUGCAUUUCUGAGACACACUUUGUUUAGUUGUAUCAGUUAUUUUAAAUGGAAGAGCCCUUUGAAGACUGACUAAAAGGUGACAGUUUUUUCAUGAGUGCCUAAGGAAUUAAUACUUAAUAAUUGAGCAUUAUAUAAAUGGAACAUACAGGACUAGAUAGAGUGCUGAGCCAGUUUGCAUCUGUCUAGCACCUAUCUCACAGGCUUACUGUGAGCAUCAAAAAAAUAAUAAAUUUGUAAAGUGCUUUGUAAACUUUAAAAUGUUAUAUGA